AUGCCUGGGGGUCCCGGCGUCCUGCAAGGCCCGCCACCUGGCACUGUCCUCCUCCUCUUGAUCUGUGCUGCUGGCCUGGGCCCAGGAGGCCAGAGCCAGUGCACAGACCGGACCCCGCCAUCGGUGAAGGUGAUGGUGGGGGAGGAGGCCCGCCUCCCGUGCCUGCUCAACAUCAGCCUCCUCAGCAGCCGCCCUAACAUCACCUGGUGGCGAAUCCUCCAAGGCAACUUCACGUGGCCCCCUCAGUUCCACGCCUGGCCCGAGAGCAAUGGGGAGCUCUUGUUCCCAUCGGUGAACAUGAGCCACCGAGGCCUGUACAGGUGCCACAUUUUGGAAAAUGGCAUUGAGUGGCACUCCUAUGGCACCUACCUCCAUGUGUUUAAGCCGGUCCCCAGAGCCUUCCUGGACAUGGGGGAGGACACCAAGAACAACAUCAUCACGGCAGAGGGCAUCAUCCUGCUCUUCUGCGCCGUGGUGCCCGGGACGCUGCUGCUGUUCAGGAAACGAUGGCAGAACUUGAAGUUCGGACUGGACCCCCGGGAUGACUACGAAGACGAAAAUCUUUAUGAGGGCUUGAACCUCGAUGACUGCUCCAUGUACGAGGACAUCUCGCGGGGCCUCCAGGGCACCUACCAGGACGUGGGCAGCCUCCACAUCGGAGACGUCCAGCUGGAGAAGCCGUGA
Messenger RNA from Pipistrellus nathusii (Nathusius's pipistrelle), 684 nucleotides. Lineage: Eukaryota; Metazoa; Chordata; Mammalia; Chiroptera; Vespertilionidae. The record is from the annotation of a GenBank genome assembly.